AUGUCUGCUACAUUUUUUCCCAAACCUGCGGGUCUUCAUUUCUGGGGCAAAGAUGUUCCUUCCUUUGGAUCUUCUAUAAUAUCUGGGAAAUCAAUCUCAAUGCGCUUUAUUUCAAAUGCUAGCCACCAUAAAUUGCACCCUGUUCUUGCAUCAAUUUCUCAUGCUUCUGUUCUUGAUCACUCAUCAACUGAGAGUACUUUGAUAUUGAUUCGUCAUGGUGAGUCUAUGUGGAAUGAGAAGAACUUGUUCACGGGAUGUUGUGAUGUACCAUUAACUAGGAGAGGAGUUGAGGAAGCCAUUGAAGCUGGUAAGAGGAUUAGCUAUAUACCAAUUGAUCUAAUUUUUACAUCUGGGCUAAUCCGAGCGCAGAUGACAGCUAUGCUUGCAAUGACUCAGCAUAUCGAAAAGAAGGUUCCUGUUAUCGUACAUAAUGAGAGUGAACAGGCAACAAAGUGGAGUGGAGUAUACAGUGAAAAAACCACGAAGCAAUCCAUUCCAGUUAUAACAACUUGGCAGUUGAAUGAAAGAAUGUACGGGGAGUUACAGGGUCAUAAUAAGAAAGAGACUGCAGAAAAAUAUGGGAAGGAUCAAGUAUAUGAGUGGCGACGAAGUUAUGAUAUUUCACCUCCCAAUGGGGAGAGCUUGGAAAUGUGUUCACGGAGAGCUGUUGCCUAUUUUAAGGAUUUUAUUGAACCGCAGCUGAAGUCAGGAAAACAUGUGAUGGUUGCUGCUCAUGCGAACUCACUGAGGUCUAUUAUAAUGUAUCUGGAUGGACUGACCUCACAACAGGUCACUAGUUUAGAAUUGUCAACUGGUAUACCAUUACUUUACAUAUAUAAAGAGGGGAAGUUUAAUAGUAGAGGAAGUCCUGUGGGACCUACAGAAGCUGGUGUUUAUGCAUAUACUCAGAGCUUAGCACUUUACAGACAGCAGUUGGAUGAUAUGUCGCAUUGA
Messenger RNA from Lathyrus sativus (Indian pea), 954 nucleotides. NCBI's taxonomy places the organism in Eukaryota, Viridiplantae, Streptophyta, Magnoliopsida, Fabales, Fabaceae. The record is from the annotation of a GenBank genome assembly.